This is a messenger RNA of Cimex lectularius (bed bug), 768 nucleotides long. RefSeq names its product aprataxin (gene Aptx). Gene Ontology annotation, biological process: double-strand break repair; single strand break repair. The transcript is spliced from 5 exons. NCBI's taxonomy places the organism in Eukaryota, Metazoa, Arthropoda, Insecta, Hemiptera, Cimicidae. The coding region runs from base 175 to 705 and encodes 176 amino acids. The record is from RefSeq and is a predicted model, not a curated record. Gene Ontology annotation, molecular function: DNA 5'-adenosine monophosphate hydrolase activity; double-stranded RNA binding; single-stranded DNA binding. Gene Ontology annotation, cellular component: nucleus.
AAGUAACCCAUAGUAACUUGUCACGUGUCGUUUCAUGUUCCACGUUACGUUUUUUUAAAUAACUACCUGCUUAGCAUGUUCUUAUCACACUAAUAGAAAAGUAACCUAUAGUAACCUGUCACGUGUUCGUCUCAUGUUCCACGUCCUUUGGUAUUGUGUUGACAUUUUUGAAAAAUGGCUUGGCGAUUUGCACUGUUGAAGGCGAGCAAGGAUCCUAAUAAGAUCAUUUACUCGGACGAAAUGAUGUCUGUUAUUGUCGAUCCUUACGCCAAGUCUGAAAAACAUUUCCUCGUUGUCGCCAAAAAAGAUAUUUCGAGCAUUUCCAGUGCAAAGAAAGAGGAUCUAGAAAUCCUAAAAGCCAUGGAUGCCAAGGGAAGAGAAAUCGCCAAAGCAAAAGGAGAAGGGAAACAAUUCAAAUUUGGUUACCACGCCGAACCGUCAAUGGAAAGACUUCACCUUCAUGUAAUCAGCGAUGAUUUCAAUUCGCCCGCUUUGAAAAACUUAAAACACUGGAAUUCUUUCAAUACUAGCUUUUUCAUCGAUUCGGAAAAAGCAAUAAAAGAUUUAGAAAAGGAGGGCAAGGUAAUUCUUCCGAGCAAAGAUGAGAUUAACGAAUAUUUAAAGACAAAGCUAAAAUGCCACAAGUGUGAAUUUGUGCCUAAAAAUAUGCCUAAGUUGAAAACCCAUUUGCUUACACAUCUUUGAAAAAUAACAUGUUCCUAUUACUUUUAUUAAAAAUCAUGGUAUUAAGCUUUUUUUAUUAUAAAU